This is a messenger RNA of Mesocestoides corti, 2952 nucleotides long. Lineage: Eukaryota; Metazoa; Platyhelminthes; Cestoda; Cyclophyllidea; Mesocestoididae. The record is from the annotation of a GenBank genome assembly.
AUGUCAAAUUUUUUCGAAGACGAGGAAGAGCCCCCGUUUCUGAUCGCUCAACCACCGGAUGAAGAGACCAAUGGAAGAAAAGACGCCCACAUGGACGUGGCAAACGGCAUUGCAUUCCAGACACUCGACGAACUCUGUUACGAAGGCAAAUUAACGAGCACAGAAAUGGCCAUGUACAAAUCCCGGUACAUCAAGCUGCAUGAUGCAUUGAAAAGAUCACGUGACAGUGAGUACAAGCUGCACAAAUUGAUGAAGUACUGCCUGUCUGAAGUGGAACGCCAGGAAGCGGAGCUAGCGAAAGCGGAUCAGUUUCCCGAAAAUGCCAUUUCUGAGCCACUGAUGAUGCGGGCACAGAUCAUCAGCACUUACAACAACGCCAUGCAGACAGAGGAGAGGGUGGAAACCCUCCUCUAUGAAGAAGGUCUCCUCCGAGAAGAGAGGAAACUGCUCAAACGCGACUAUUCGCGUUUGCCCAUGUCCGAGGUCCGUACCUUACUUGUUUUGGCCCUCAUAAUAACCAACUUGACAAAUACGGUAAGAAAGCAACCCAUCGAAGUUUCACCUUAUAAUUGCCAGGAAAUGGAGAGACGCUUCAAAGCACUGCAAGCGCAGUACCAGGAAACCUUUAUGGAGAUCGAUAUGAUGAAAUUGGAAGCAAAGAGAAGUCGUGAACAGCUUCGUGCCUCCAAGGAGACUCUGGACGAUGUGCAUAUGGAGUAUUCCGAUGCACAGCUGCGGCUGAACCGUAUCAAGGCUGACUGGGUUUUGGCGUCCGCGCUUCCAGGUCAAUACAUUAAGGAAACCGAGAAGGCAAGGAAGUACAAAUCUGACUACGAGAAAAAAGUUAAAAGCUUGGAGGCGCAGUAUUCUACCCUCGUGGCUCAGAAAGAUAAACUUGAGGACGAGCUUCAGACGGCCAUAACGAAUAAUGAGAAUUGCAAGAAACGCCGAAAGCAUGGCGCUUUGGUUCAGUCUCGCAUUCUUUCGCCCUGCUUAAAAAGGCAUCUUCCAGAUGCCCCGAGUUGCAUACUUUAUUUUAGGGCCAAAUUGUUGCAGCGAUUAGAAAGCUGUUCAUCCGAAAAGAAGGAAUUUCUUCAAGAGCAGACGAAGCUCAAAUGGGAGAAGGACAACGCCAUGAAGCAGCUAAAGAAGUGUCAGAUGCAGAUGGAGAUUCUUACAGAGGCCGUAAAGAAUGCCAGCGCAGCCUAUGAAAAAGUCAGAGCGAGGUUUGCCGUAACUCCCAAAUACGACAACACACUUAUGAAGCGGAAAGAAAAAUUGAACAAUUUAGUUCGAAUCUUGCACUCGGAGAUUGUAGAAGAGGAGAAGUUCAUGGCGGCGGAGCAGGUGCAUGUGAAUCAGACUGUACUGCUGUCCGAGCGACGCCUCUCUUUCCUGGAGAGUGUUCGAGCCGAAAACAUCGAGCUCCAGCAGCUGGCAACCGCCCUCGCUGAUGACAUGGCCAAGGCCGUCUGCGAAUACAACAACGCCUAUCGCAAGUACUCUCGCCUCUCCGAGGACUGUCAAUUAAAAAUGAAACAGAUUAAUCGUCAACUAGAGGAAAUUAGCAUUCUUGAGGCAAAACUAGCCGAGGUCUCCAAGCUGUACACCGCAGUGAAGUUGGAGCGUAAUAAGUGCGUUAGUCUGCUCCAGGCAGCGCUUCAAGUCUCCGCCGACACCCGGGAGCGUCUUCGUCAGAGGAGCAACGAGGGAGAAAUCCUUCUUGCCCAGGCGCAGAAGCGCGAAAUGAAGCUGAUGCGCAUGCGAAAGGAAAUCACCAACCUGAUUGCUCAGCGCGACCACAAGCGCCACGACCUCUGCAAGGUUGCCGCUGUUGUCGCCCUGCAAAAUUCCAAGCGCGAGCAAAUGCUCCAGACGAUAGACCGACUCAACCUCAUGUACAACCAGUCCGAGUCAAGCAUCAUUGCGCUGAAGAAAGCUUGCGAACGCAACGCCAGGCUGAGGAAUGAACGCGCGAUACUUCUGAUUGAACGAAAUCAGGAGGUUUACUUGCUUCAGGUAAUUAUUGAGGGCGCAGCCACCUGCAUUUUCAAACCUGUUCGUGUGUUUAUACCUAUUUCCCUGCAGGAACGUGAGAAGUCGCAGAGUAUCGCCAUGACGUCGGCAAAAAUGGACCUCAGCGGACUUGAGUCCGAGUACCAGUGUUCGCAGCUUUACCUCAAGCAGGUGCGCCACGUGAUCCAUCUGGUGAAAGAACAGGUGCCCGAGAAGAUUAAGCUCGAGGGGAUGGUCCGCGGCCUCAUUCAGGAGCUUAUUGGUAUCCGCGCGCGAAAAGCUCAGUUGAUCGCCUGUUACGAGGAUCCUGAUUGGCCAGGACGUCUACGACUCCUGGGAGGAGUGGAUCCAAGCCAAUCAGAGCUGUGGGUUAUUCUUGGAAAACUGGAGAGGCGUCUCGCGAGUAAGGAAGAGGAUCUUGCAGAGAAGAACCUAACUUACGAGGCCAUCUGUCGAAUGGUUGAUGCCCUGCAAGUUCGCACCGAUGCCAACAGAGAAAACACGCUUACGAUGGCGACUCAAGUGAACUGCGUCCAACGCAGGAUCCUCAAGCUGCGCAAAAGGUUGGAGACGAAGUACGCUGAGCUCAUCAUCGCAAACUCAGAGAGGAGCAAGCUGCAGCAACUAGUUGGAGAAAAGGAGAAGCACCUUGACAUCUGCACCAUCCGAAUGAUGAGCGGCAUGCCACCGAGCGUAGAAAUUGAACGCGAGUACGAACUCAGGAGGCGCCGAGAGAGGAUACGCAAGGAAUACAGGAGCGAAAAGGCCUUUGGCCCCAAAAGGGUAAGAUUGCACGGCCAACCCACGAACCUGAAUACACUCGAACUAACGCUACAUCCACCUUUCAGAUUUUGCCGAUGGAACGCCCGAAGACAUCGCUACCGACCAUUAGGCCCACAAGCAAGCCCAAUGCAGCAAGAAAAUCCUUUAUUGUAA